Neocloeon triangulifer is the source of this 1734-nucleotide messenger RNA. RefSeq names its product phospholipase B1, membrane-associated-like. Bases 285 to 1568 code for a protein of 427 amino acids. NCBI's taxonomy places the organism in Eukaryota, Metazoa, Arthropoda, Insecta, Ephemeroptera, Baetidae. Gene Ontology annotation, molecular function: glycerophospholipase activity. The transcript has 9 exons. The record is from RefSeq and is a predicted model, not a curated record. Gene Ontology annotation, biological process: phospholipid metabolic process.
AUCGUCCCCCCAUUCCCGACGGCCCUUCCGACUCGAUUUGCCCGCGACUCGACGAGAUCCCUUUUUCAAUUCGCACGUGCUCGCCGGCCUAAAUGGUUCGUGGUUUAUCCAGCAAGGGAUUGAUCAAGAUGAACCAGUUAUUGCUGCAGUUAUCUGGAUUACAAUAUUUCCUGAGAUAAUUAAGGCCGAGGUUAGCAGCAUCCUGAUGGACGAGCUUCAUUUGCGGCUUUGAUGCAGCAGCGGACGGAACAUCGCCCUCGCCGCCGCGUGAUUCCAACCGAAGAAUGCCUUUGGAUGGUCUUGACAGACACGGCAGCAGCUCCCGAGGAGCCGCUUUUCUCUCAAAAGUCUGGAUCGUCCUGUUUUUCGCAGCCAACCUUCAGCAUCACGCCUCGGCACAAUGGUGGCCCUUCAACUCCAACUUCAGCCUCUUCACGAAUCAAAUCGAGCCGAGUUUCCGCUACCCGAAGAUUGUGAGCGCCGCCCGUCGGCAGCAGCGUUUUCCCAAAGGAAUGCACCUGCCGUGCCACGACGUGCAAAUGCGGUCCGACUCUUUUCCCACUUCCGUGCACCAACUGCGGCCGGGCGACAUCGAUGUGGUCGCAGCCCUCGGUGACAGCCUCAUCGCCGGAAACGGCGCGAUGGAAGAAUACGCGGCCGGCACCUUUUUCGAGCACAGGGGUGUUUCCUGGUGUGCAGGUGGUGAUGGCACCUGGCGCCAGUUCUUGACAGUGCCAAACCUAAUCAAAGAGUUCAACCCUCGGCUGAGGGGCUACUCGACCGGAACGGGGGAAUUCCACUCGCCCAACUCUCGCCUGAACGUUGCCAUUCCCGUGUCUGCUGACGAAAAUCUGCUUCAGCAAGCCAGAAUUUUAGUUGCCAGAAUGAGGAAAGACCCAAAUAUCAACAUCCAGAAGCACUGGAAAUUGAUCACGAUUUUGAUUGGCGCAAACGACCUAUGCUCGAGUCAGUGCUACAAACCAGCCGAAAACACAGGAAAUGAGCACCGCAAGCAGAUUGAAAAGGCGCUGGACUAUUUGCAGCGCCACUUGCCGCGCACUUUCGUCAGCCUCGUUUCUGUUGUUGACGUUCUGGUCAGCAAAAGAGUGCCGUCGAGCUUCACGUGCCAGGUUUUGCACCGCCUUUUCUGUCAGUGUUUCCACAGGGGCCAAAAAAUGGAGGAAAUUUGGAAAGCGGUGCGCGAGUACCAAAAGGCAGAGGAAAUGUUGACCCUGAGUGGAAAAUACGACACUAGACCAGAUUUCACGGUGGUAUUCCAGCCCUUCAUGAAGGUCCUGGACGCACCCUGGUCGGAAAUCGAAGCAGGGAAAUUCCAAAUGGCCGUCGACGCGAGUUACGUCACAUACGACUGCUUCCACUUCAGCCAAAAAGGCCACGCCAUGAUGGCCAACAUGUACUGGAACAAUAUGCUGGAGCCGGUGGGCAACAAGUCGUAUUCGCAAAUUCCACCCAGUUUGAUGCACCCUUUCAAGUGUCCAACCCCGAACGCGCCAUUCCUCUUCACCAAACUGAACUCUGAGAACUUUUACAAGAAAGGACGUCAGUAAAUUUUUGGUGCAAAUGUAUGACAGUGCCAGUGCUGCAGUAUGUAUUUAUUUUAAUAAUGUAGACCACAUAAUAUAUCACAGGAAAGUGUGAAUUAAUGUUGUGAGAAUUAAUGCUCAAAUAAAGUGAAUAUUAUUUUUGCCUACCAGUCGCCAAAUUUGUAUAUUC